AUGACUGAGGACGUACCUGCACCUGGUGAAGAGGGAUUAGUUGGUGAUGGUGUUGAGAGAUCAGCUGUUGAUGAUGCUGAGGGAUUUCCAGGUGGGCCACGUGAUCUAUCAGUGCUAACUUUAUUUGCUGAGCAUGUUGCACAUAGCAUAUGGAAUGGAGAGAAACGUCCUAAAUUGAAGUUGGUCUCCUACGAAAGGAAGGGAGUUAUAUCUGCUUUUGUCAAGAGGUGGCACAAGGAGACUAGCAGCUUCCAUCUUCCAGUAGAAGAGUUGACUAUCACACUGGAUGAUGUGGCGUCACUCCUCCAUCUUCCGAUCAUAGGCACCUUCCACAGCUUCGAGCCUCUACAUGUGGACGAGGUGGUCAUCAUGUUGGUGGAGUUGCUAGAGGUCUCGGGUGAGGAGGCUAGAACUGAGACUACACAAUGUCAUGGGGCAUAUGUAUGCCUGUCGUGGCUACGGGAUAUCUAUCAGAGGAGAUGCGAGGCCCGACAGUGGAUAGUUGCAGCUCGUGCGUAUCUCCUACACUUGGUUGGUUGCACUCUUUUUGUUAAUAAGAGUGCAACACAUGUUCAUGUAGUUCAUUUGGACGCUUUUCGAGACUUGGCUCAGAGUGGGAGCUAUGCCUGGGAGCUGCCGCGCUGUGUGACUGAUGAUGGCUAUGAUGAGACGUUACCACGUGCCUAUCGGUGGUUUACUACGAAGGCUUAUAUGAAGGGAUUAACAGCAUCGUUGUACCGAACAUGUAUAGAUGCGCUGACGAUCAUUGACUGCUCAGGAGAUUACAUGGAGUGGUUCUUCGAGAUAUCGCAUUUGUUUAUCACACCCACACAGGCAACUGAUCAGCCCAAACAUCCACCUGUCCCACAACAUGAGAUAUACGUGGAGCCAGAUAUCUCGGAGGUUCCAGUGGCAGCAGGAGUUGGACCGUCACAAGAUGCUUGUGAAGCGAUCGCAGAAAGGUUGGAGUGUGUGCUCAACCUAAGGAUGGUCACUGAAGGCACAAAGUUACAUGACAUCAUGGAAGAUUGCCUUAGGAUUGCUAGGGGUGUCACCUUAAAUGAAAAUGUGUAUGUUAGGGCGCGACGAAGAUAG
Molecule: messenger RNA, 1095 nt
Organism: Glycine soja
Lineage: Eukaryota; Viridiplantae; Streptophyta; Magnoliopsida; Fabales; Fabaceae
Exons: 6
Coding region: 1-1095 (364 amino acids)
Source: RefSeq, a predicted model, not a curated record